This is a messenger RNA of Sodiomyces alkalinus F11, 1758 nucleotides long. RefSeq lists its product as hypothetical. Bases 1 to 1758 code for a protein of 585 amino acids. The transcript is spliced from 2 exons. NCBI's taxonomy places the organism in Eukaryota, Fungi, Ascomycota, Sordariomycetes, Glomerellales, Plectosphaerellaceae. The record is from RefSeq and is a predicted model, not a curated record.
AUGUCACCGGAAGCCCUGUCUUCACUGUUCCAGCACCGCCCCAUCCGACCGUUACCCAAGCGGAGGCUCCGAGAACGACUGUCCCCCGAGGCUGCGGAUUCGAUCGAGUACCCGCCUUCAAAUCAGAACUCGAGCCCGUUAUUUCUGUAUCCUGGAGUCAUUCGCGAGGAGCCUUCGCCGACGUUGGGCAAGAAUUAUACAGUGGUUCGAGACUCCGGAUACGAGGAUGGUCCCGGGGGCAGCGCGGAGGGCGGAGAGAGCGACGAGGAUGAGUCGAAACGAUUUUCCAACAGCAAGGUUGUGCGCCGAUCACAUCCCGAGAUCCUGAACCGAGCCGCCGCCUCUGCCUCUGCCUCUGCCUCUGCCUCUGCCGCCGCCACUGGCCAAGGUCCCAAACCCGGUCAAUCCAAGAACCACACGCCGCAGCCGCCACCUUCUACAGCGUCGUCGGCCGAUGGCUACGACUCGUUCGAGAACACGAAUAACAAGAAGAAGCGCAAGAUACCGACGGCGGGCGACUCGUCCUUAAAUGGCACUCACUCCCUGGCAGAGGGUAACUCUAUUGGCGUAUCGGGGAGCACUCCUCCCUCGAACGAUGCUGACUUGUCCGGCAUGGCCUCCCCUUCCUAUUAUGGAACGGGUACCUUCGUUUCGAACAGCCAGGGCAUUUCUGGACCGGGAAGAGGGAGGUUCGGCCGGUCCAGGAACGGGCGGAGCCCCUUGAGAGCUCUGUCCGACGCUGCCAACAGCUGGGUCGGGCGAGGAGUCAAGCCCCGGCCUCCUCAGUGGCCGGGUAGCCCAAACGAGAGUUCAGGGAUUAUAUCCAGCGCUAUUGCCAAGGCCGAGAAGUUGUCGGGCAGUGCUGGCCAGGAAAACGUCAGUUUGCUGCAUCAACCCCCGUCCCACACGGCCAAGCCAAGGCCGACAUCAGCCCAGUUCACCUUUACAUGCGAUUCCCAAGUCCCUGGUACGCAGUGGCCUGGUACGGACCCGGGUGUACACUCAUUGCUAUCGCUCUCUGGGUACGCGGGGAUGAGCAAAAGUAAGCACGCAUCGAUGGCAACGCAGACGGGAGUCGAUCCGGCCGGAGUGUCCGGUGGAAGCAGCAGGGUGCUUCCGAAUCCCAGGGCAUCGGGAAAGAAGAAGAAAAAUCGGCGCCGCGGGGAGAAAGAGCUCCAAAUGGCGGCGGCGCGACGGCGCCAGGAGGCAUACGAGAAACUGACUAAUCAUGCGCCGCGGCCGGAGGAUGUCUGGAUUUGUGAAUUCUGCGAAUACGAAAGAAUUUUUGGCGUCCCCCCCUACGCGCUUAUUCGGCAAUACGAGCUCAAGGACCAGAAAGUCCGACGACAGGAGGAGGAGAGGAAGCGAUUGUUGGAGAAGGCCAAGGCCAAGAGCAGGAAGGCUAAAAAGGCUCCCAAGUCGCCGCCCAAGUCGACGCAAGACUCGCACUCCGCCGCACAUGCACAUUCGCACAACAUGGAUUCCACCAGCGCUGGCCAGUCCAACACCACGGACGAAGAAUACCCGCAUCCUCCGGAGGACGAUUUCGAUAACUACUCUCUAGAAGAUCCCCCUAUGCUUCUUUCUGAUGAUCCGGGUCCGGACGAUGUUGGCCCUGAACGCGACGUCAAGGAAGCCGGGAAGUCUGAGGGCGAACGAGAUCGAGACCGAACGGGGCCCGAUUUAAAACAUCACCAAUACCCUCCCUCCGGCGAUCCACUUCGACACACAACAACCACGGGCGGUGUCGCAACUUGA